AUGAAGACAAUGACGACAAUGUUCUUGUGUCUCAUCACGAUGCUCCUAAUAGCCUCUGCAUAUUCCAACUCGGUGCGUCUCCACAUGACGCACCGUGACACACUCUCGCCGCAGCAUACGCCUUACCAUCGCAUUGAAGACAUUAUGGGCAUGGACCUGAAGCGUCACAGCGCCAUUUCUCAGAAAAUAAAAACAUCUAAAAGUGGAGGUAGAAUGCCGUUGGGGUCAGGUUUCGACUGGAAUGCGGCGCAGUAUUUCUCGGAGAUUACGGUCGGAACGCCGGCGAAGAAGUUCAGGGUGGUGGUGGACACAGGGAGCGAGCUGACAUGGGUGAAUUGUAGGUUCCAAGGGAAAGGAAGGGAGUCGCGUGAGGCCUUUAGAGCAGAUGAAUCGUCGACUUUUAAAACAGUUGGAUGCAUGACAAAGACUUGUAAGUUUGAUUUGAGGAGACUCUUCUCCCUCGCCAUUUGCCCUACCCCUCAAAGUCCAUGCUCUUAUGAUUACAGAUACACAGAUGGGUCAAGAUCACAAGGUGUAUUCGGUAUGGAUACAUUCACAGUUGGCCUCACCAAUGGUAGUGUAACUACUAUCCCUGACACACUCAUUGGCUGCAGCAGCGACUCAAAAGGUGACAGCCUCAGUGUAUCCGACGGUAUUCUUGGCCUAGCCUAUAGCGAUAACUCCUUCACUACAAAAGCCACUAGCAUCUUCGGAAACAAAUUCUCAUACUGCCUCGUUGACCACACCGCCCACAAAAACAUCUCCAACUAUCUCGUCUUCGGUACUAACCCCGCGUCGGCCACCAAAUCUCCCGCAAAACGAACCACUCAGCUUGAUCUCAAUAUCCUUCCUCCCUUCUACACCGUCAACGUCGUCGGAAUCUCCAUCGGAGACACCAUGCUCAACAUCCCUCCCCAAGUGUGGGACGUGAGACAAAGAGGUGGGACCCUCUUGGACUCAGGAAGCAGCCUCACGUUCAUGGUUGAGCCAGCGUACAGGGCUGUUGUGACAGGGCUAGAGCGUCACCUUGUUGGUGUGAAAAGAGUCAAAGUAGAAGGUUUACCGAUGGAGUAUUGUUAUGAUACGAGCAAGUACGACGACAGGAAGCUGCCGCAGCUGGCGUUUCAUUUCAAGGGCGGUGCUCGUUUCGAGCCUUAUCGUAAAAGCUACCUAAUAUCUACUGCUGAUCCACGAAUCAGGUGUUUAGGAUUUGUGUCGACCGGAGCUAAGGGUCCUAAUGUCAUCGGAAAUAUAAUGCAGCAUGAAUUUUUGUGGGAGUUUGAUCUUGCGGCCUCGACCAUGACUUUUUCUCCUUCGACCUGCCGUUAG
Messenger RNA from Eruca vesicaria subsp. sativa (arugula), 1329 nucleotides. Lineage: Eukaryota; Viridiplantae; Streptophyta; Magnoliopsida; Brassicales; Brassicaceae. The record is from the annotation of a GenBank genome assembly.